CUCAUUUGUUUCGAACAAACAAACAGCAUACGAGUCAUCAACUUCAACCUCGUACUACAACUAAAAGUAUGUCCUAGAGCAAAAUCUGCCACACAAGUGCCUCAAUAUCAAUAAACAAGUAUAUAAAAGAGUUGUCUACGAUGGUGAAUCGGAAUCGCGCAGCA
Amoebophrya sp. A120 is the source of this 164-nucleotide messenger RNA. The record is from the annotation of a GenBank genome assembly. Lineage: Eukaryota; Dinophyceae; Syndiniales; Amoebophryaceae.